Molecule: messenger RNA, 1353 nt
Organism: Brugia malayi
Lineage: Eukaryota; Metazoa; Nematoda; Chromadorea; Rhabditida; Onchocercidae
Product: Armadillo/beta-catenin-like repeat family protein
Exons: 10
Coding region: 1-1353 (450 amino acids)
Biological process (GO): NLS-bearing protein import into nucleus
Cellular component (GO): nucleus; nucleoplasm; cytoplasm
Molecular function (GO): protein binding; nuclear import signal receptor activity
Source: RefSeq, a predicted model, not a curated record
AUGGAAAUUAAAACGAUUCGUGAAGGUGAUGAUAACUCGUAUAACGCCGAAAUCGAACUUUAUUUGCAACUUCUUUUACCGUAUAAUUCACUACCUGCUCAGGCAUGUGCUGUCGAAUAUUUUCGACGUUUACUGAUUCAUAAUCAUCUCCCACCGCCAUCUUUUGCAGAUGCACUCAUUAAAAGUCUCAUUCGUUGUUUGCGAGUGGAUUUUGCUAAUAUUCAAAGAGAUGCUGCUUGGGCACUUACUAAUUGCGCCUGUUCACCGCAUGAAACAUGCUAUAAAAUAAUUCAAUACGGUGGUCUAGAAGCAUUGGUCGAAUGUGCCGCAGAAACAGAUGGUGAAACUCGAGAUCAGGUUUUCUGGGCUCUUGGUAAUAUUGCGUUGGAUUGUCGUACAUGUCAAGAAAUGGUACAAAGCAGUGCUGCACUACCACUUAUGAUCGAUGUUCUUAUUAGUCCAAUGUUCAUCCGUUCAAAAUGGAUACGAAAUCUUAUCUGGGCUUUAUCACAGAUAAUUCGUGGUGGUAUUCGAACACUUGAUAUUAUGUUUGUUCGAGCAGCAUUAACUGGUCUUCGUCCAGUGCUGUAUUUGGAAGAUUCUAAAAUAAAAAUGGACGCAAUUUGGGCGAUAGCAUACAUUGCUGUUGAUCAUGUUGGUGGUGGGCAGAUUGAUGCAGUAUUGCAAACGCCAGCUUUGUUGGAAAGACUGAUCGAACUGCUAGCUGAAAAGCGUACAAUGCGUGCAGCACUGAGAGCACUCGGGAAUUUGGUGGCGGGAAAUGAUGCACAAACUCAAGCAGUUCUCAAUGCUGGCUUAUUACCGCGCAUGAUGGAAUUAUUUGGACCUAUGAUGCCAAUUAAUCAAAAACAUGAAAUAAUGUGGAUUCUUAGUAAUAUAGCGGCUGGUUCACAGCGACAAAUUGAUUUACUGUUUGAAACGAAUGAUAUCGUUGAAAUACUUAUUGGCACAUUCUAUAACGAUGAUCAUCGCAUUCGCAAGGAAAUAGGUUGGACAGUUAUAAAUGCGUUAACUGGUGCCAGUGAAAAUCGAUCACGUUGGCUAUGUGCAAGCAACGUGCUUAGUAUAGUACCACACGUGCUCAAUAUGCAUGCUGAGCAUGACUUGAUAGAACGAACACUAGAUGCUAUUGAAUUGUUGAUCGAAAAGCAAAUCAAUUAUUUUUUUAUACUUGAAAAUUAUCAGAUUAUGGAAGCGUUACGUCAAAUUGCUCAAAAUCAAAAUAAUUGCUAUGAUAUACAUGUUAAGGUACGAGCAAGGCAAAUAUUAAAUAAAGAAAGCGAUUAUAAAUUACAACGAAUUCCAGCGAACACAUAUAUAUUGAUUCGCUGA